AUGGCGACUCCGGCCCACUGCGCCUACUGCUUUGAGAUCCUAAUUGCCGACCUCGAAGAUCGGGAGCCGCUCGAAUACCGGCAGGUCCUCGAUCUGUGGACUCAAUACGAAGCGCUCACCAAAUCCAAGGCUACCGAAAUUGAAGAAGACGAUGAGGAUGACCACGACCCUGAUCUACAGGGCCGAGACGACUUGGAAGAGGAUAGCGAGAUGGACGGGUUAGAAGAGGCCGACGAAGACGAGGACGGAGAAGACGACGCGCCCCCAGAAGAACUUGCCCAACAUGCACCCUCGAAACUGUCCCUCCCCAGCAUAUCCCGCCUGCAAGCCUCCUCCCCCGCCUCGGCCUCCUCCGCUUCUUCCACCCCGUCCUCCCUCUCCACAACUUCCUCCAACGCAGCUUUAGACACCACCUCGAAAUCCUCUUCCAAGACCUCUUUCUUCAGCUUCGGCAGUCGGCGCUCACAGCAACCAUCACCUGCCCCGCCGCCUAAAGAAGAAGAGCACCCCUUGUUUGUGACAUGGAACACGAUAUCACCACGGAGUGGGAACAAAAGCCUCCGGGGAUGCAUUGGCACGUUUGAAGCGCAGGAGCUGGAGGCUGGGUUGAGGGGGUACGCUUUGACCGCUGCAUUCGACGACCACCGCUUCCCCUCCGUCUCUCUUCCCGAACUUCCCACCCUCUCCACCUCCAUUACCCUCCUCACAAACUUCACCCCAGCCUCGCACCCCCUCGACUGGACCCUCGGCACCCACGGUAUCCGCAUUUCCUUCUCCCACCACGGCAAACGCUACAGCGCAACUUAUCUGCCCGACGUGGCCGUCGAGCAGGGUUGGAGCAAGGAAGAGACGAUUGUGAGUUUGAUGCGGAAGGCGGGCUGGAAGGGGAGGAGUGGUGAGUGGAGGGAUGUCAAAGGGUUAGGGGUUGUGACGUAUGAGGGGAAGAAGGCGAGUCUGGGGUGGGCGGAGUGGAGGGGAUGGAGGACUUGGGUGGAGGGGUUGAGGAACUGA
Letharia columbiana is the source of this 1011-nucleotide messenger RNA. RefSeq lists its product as uncharacterized. Bases 1 to 1011 code for a protein of 336 amino acids. Lineage: Eukaryota; Fungi; Ascomycota; Lecanoromycetes; Lecanorales; Parmeliaceae. The transcript has 2 exons. The record is from RefSeq and is a predicted model, not a curated record.